GGGGUAUACCGUGUGAGUAUGGUUCCAGCUAAUGGCUCACAAACCUCAGCGACCAUCUCUCCAUCUGUAUGUCCUUGAGCCGGUGAGUGGGGUUGCCGUGGUGACCAAUAAUUCCACUCCCCUAGAAAACCUCGAUACCAUCGCACUGAGUUGUGACGCGUCGGGCACUGUUCAGACACGGACAUGGUUCAAGGAUAACCAACCCAUCCAGGAAAAAGACAGAAUAUUUACAUCUUUCGGCAACUCGAAACUGACUGUAAUCACUGUGAACAGAAACGACGCAGGGACGUACAAGUGCAUCGCCAGCAACUCUUUCAGCGGAGGCGCUGGAGAGACAUACGUGCAAGUUUACUGCGGCUGCACAGCCCCAGAAACAGGCGACAAUUUCACCCUAGGCGCUGCCGCGAUCGUGGGCAUUGUACUGGGUUCUCUUGCCGGAGGAUUGAUCGGCGGAGUCUGCGCAUGGUUAUUCGCAAGGAAAAUUGGCGGAAGUGGGAUAUUGGAAGGUUUAAAGGGAACCGAUGACCGAAGCAAUUUACACAAGCCGGAGCUGGAGGAAACUGGCGAGUCAGGCAUUACUGGUGGGGAACAUGAACCGACGGCCUUUGUGGAAGGAGAUUGA
Hypanus sabinus (Atlantic stingray) is the source of this 622-nucleotide messenger RNA. Its product is annotated as carcinoembryonic antigen-related cell adhesion molecule 5-like. Bases 32 to 622 code for a protein of 196 amino acids. The transcript has 4 exons. Lineage: Eukaryota; Metazoa; Chordata; Chondrichthyes; Myliobatiformes; Dasyatidae. The record is from RefSeq and is a predicted model, not a curated record.